Molecule: messenger RNA, 1172 nt
Organism: Acyrthosiphon pisum (pea aphid)
Lineage: Eukaryota; Metazoa; Arthropoda; Insecta; Hemiptera; Aphididae
Product: alpha-(1,6)-fucosyltransferase-like
Exons: 5
Coding region: 520-1143 (207 amino acids)
Biological process (GO): protein N-linked glycosylation
Molecular function (GO): alpha-(1->6)-fucosyltransferase activity
Source: RefSeq, a predicted model, not a curated record
AUUUAUAGGUAGGUAUUUUUUUGUACAGGAUAAGUUUUACACAUUUCACACCUAUCGAAGCCACCUAUGUAAUAAUAUACGAUUGUGAACGAGUGAUCGUAUUUUACAUUAGAAACAUUAAACGAAUAAAAUUAUAAUAAUUCAGAGUAAUAAUAUUUCCAAAGACCGUUUGCGAUCAUCCGGAUAACGUUUUUUCUGAAUUAGUUGUACAAUGUACCCGCCUUUAGGGCAUCGCAAGUAAUACAUUAGUAUUUUAAAGUUACGCUCAUUGAAAUUCUACGUGAAAUCAGACACCGUACCUACAUAUACAGUUUUGAUUUAAAUAAAUCUGUCGAACAUAAUAUUUUAGCCGAGUACUUAUCAAUACUCCUGUCAAAGCAGGAACUUUUAGUUUUUCUAAUUCCAAUAUCAAAUUAAGAUAAUCAUUCAUCCAUAAAAUACCUGAAAAUGGAAUUAUACUGAUAAUUGAAGAUAUUUUACAAGAUAUUUGGAAGAAAAAAAAAGACUUCAGGCACGGUCAUGAAAUCAACUAUAAAUAUUAUGAAGAUGAUCAAAUGUUAUCUUCAGUUCUGGAAGCGAAUAUUUAUGUUCUCAUUUCUCGUAUUAGUCGUUUUAUUUUAUGUGACUUUUUAUUUCAAUUGCAAAAAAACCUUCACCGAUGAUCUAGAACAAACGUUUGCCAUAUCACUUGAACAUCUCGACGAGGAGCAGAGAAUCAACAUCGAACUGACUGAAAUAAGAAACGAUCUAAUUCAAAAAUUGAGAUUCGAUGAAAAAAAUAUGAAGAACACAAGUAAAAUGUUAUACGUCCCGUCUGAAGAGUACGAAUUGUUGCGUCGCCGUAUUUAUUCAAACACGAAAGAAGUUUGGUAUUACGUCAGUUCUACAUUACGAUCGUUGGCAAACGAAUUCGAUGAUUUGAAACCAAAAGUUUCUGAUAUGAAAACCAUGGUCGACGAACAGUAUAGAUCGUUAUUGAGAGAUGUAGCCAAGCUGGUCGAUGUCGACGGUUAUUCACAGUGGAGGUGGAAAGAGUUUGGCUCUUUGAGUAGACUGGUCCAAAAGAGACUUCAACAUACGCAGAAUCCACCUGACUGUUCCAAAGCUAAAAAGCUCUUGUGCAAUUUUAUCUACGUAAGUUAGUUCAAUCCAACUAUUCUGUUUAAGUGUAA